Molecule: messenger RNA, 4159 nt
Organism: Coregonus clupeaformis (lake whitefish)
Lineage: Eukaryota; Metazoa; Chordata; Actinopteri; Salmoniformes; Salmonidae
Product: myelin transcription factor 1
Exons: 16
Coding region: 580-2859 (759 amino acids)
Biological process (GO): regulation of transcription by RNA polymerase II
Cellular component (GO): nucleus
Molecular function (GO): zinc ion binding; RNA polymerase II cis-regulatory region sequence-specific DNA binding; DNA-binding transcription factor activity, RNA polymerase II-specific
Source: RefSeq, a predicted model, not a curated record
GUGGAGGAGGAAGAGGAGGAGGAGGAGGAGGAGGAGGAGGAGGAGGAAGAUGAGAUUGAGGAGACUAGGGAGGCUGUGACACAGAGAACCUUUGACCACCCGUAUUUCACUGGAGACAUUCACCAGCAGCAGGACAAGGCUGAGGAAGACGAGGAGGAGGAAGAGUAUGAGGAGGAGAGGAGAGAAGCAGAGCACCAGCCACAGGAGAUCCUGGAGGAAGAGGAGGAGGAGGAAGAUGACAUUGAGGAGGUGGAUGAGAGAGUGCACCCUGUCGUCCUGCCCACCUGUUCCUCCAUCAGCUGCACUGCAGCAGCUCAGGGAACAGCCACACAGAGGGAGAGGGAGGACCACAGGGCCAGGACUAUAGAGGACUACAUCCCCCACAGGACCAGCCUCCUGGAGAAGUACUACCCCCACAGAGUCAGCCCCAUACAGCACUACACCUCCCAUAAGGCCUCAGCAGCCUCUGACAUCAUCGAGGUGCGCUCAGAGGAUUCAGGGAAGGACUAUGAAGAUGAAGAUGGUGAUGAGGAGGAGGAAAAUGACAGUUUGUCUCAGAGGUGGACGGAUGAGUCAGAGAUGUAUGAUAUGACCCGGGGAAAUUUGGGGCUCCUGGAGCAGGCCAUCGCCCUGAAGGCAGAACAGGUGAAGGGGCCUCGCGACCUCCUCCUCCGUCACCCUGCCAUCACCCCGGAGUUCCACCACUGCUACUUCACCAUGGACGACCGGCCCAAACACCUGGACGCCAUGCGCAAGAGCUACUUCAGCAGCAAAGCUGUCUCUACAGAGGGCAGCAGGCCAGAGAAGAGGGAGAUCAAAUGCCCCACCCCUUCCUGUGACGGGACUGGUCAUGUUACUGGACUCUACCCCCACCACCGCAGCCUGUCUGGCUGUCCACACAAGGACAGGAUCCCUCCUGAGAUUCUGGCCAUGCAUGAGAACGUCCUGAAGUGUCCAACUCCAGGCUGCACUGGACAGGGCCAUGUUAACAGCAACCGCAACACCCACCGCAGUUUGUCAGGAUGCCCCAUCGCAGCCGCGGAGAAGCUGUCCAAGAGCCUCAACCUUGACAAGCAGCAUCUCUCCCAGCCAAUCAGAGAGCACCUCAAAGAAAGUCCCAACAACAAUGACCGAGUCCUGAGGCCCAUGUGUUUUGUGAAGCAACUGGAGGUGCCUCAUUGCAGGCAGUACAGGCCCAACAUGAUACCCGCCACCCCUCGUGCCAACCUGGCCAAGGAGCUGGAGAAGUACUCCAAGGUCUCCUUCGAUUAUGCAAGCUUCGACUGUCAGGUGUUUGGAAAGCGCAUGCUUGCUUCAAAUAUAACGACCAGCGAAACCUCACCCAAAGCCUUCAAAUCUAAACUCUCGUCCCCCAAGUCUUCUUCUCCCAGCCUCUGCCUGCAUGGAGGCUAUGGAAAGACUGCCUCCUCUUCUGCCUACGACUACUCCCAUGAUGCCCAGGCCGCCCACAUGGCUGCCACCGCCAUCCUCAACCUGUCCACGCGCUGCUGGGAGAGGCCUGAGCACCUGAGCACAAAGCACCAGGACCUGGCCAGCAAGGACAUUGAGGUGGAUGAGAACGGCACUCUGGACCUGAGUAUGAAGAAGCCCGUCAAACGAGAGGGUACCAGCCCUGGGAUGUGCUCCACGGACCCCUCCUCCUCUUCCUCCCUGCACCACGGAGGCAGCAGUGGCAUGACCUCGCCCCACACAUGCCACGCCUACAAACAGGAACACUGGGAGGAGCCUCUGGACUACACCAAACCCAACCGCCAGCGAGAGGAGGAUGUAGAGGAGCUGGAGCACCACACAGCGCGGUCGUUUGCCUCGUCCGACCCUGAGGACAUGGAUCUGACGCAGGAUUACCCCGAGGAGAGGAAGUACCCUGGAGAGGUCACCACCCCAAUCUUCAAGGUCCAGUUCCAACAGCCCAAGGACUGCAAGAAAGAUCUGCUCCUGUGCCCCACUCCUGGCUGUGACGGCAGUGGCCACAUCACUGGAAACUAUGCAUCCCAUCGCAGUCUGUCUGGCUGUCCUCUUGCUGAUAAGAGUCUUCGUUCCCUCAUGGCGGCCCACUCUGCUGAGCUCAAGUGCCCCACUCCAGGAUGUGAUGGUUCAGGACAUAACACUGGAAACUACGCCUCCCACAGAAGAUGCCCCGUGUCUGGCUGUGACAGCCUGGGUCACAUCAGUGGGAAGUACGCCACUCAUCGCAGUGCCUAUGGGUGCCCGCUAGCUGCCCGCAGGCAGAAGGAGGGGAUGCUCAAUGGUAACCCUUUCUCCUGGAAGGCCUUUAAGACGGAGGCCUCCAACUGCCCCACCCCCAGCUGUGAUGGAUCAGGACAUGCCAACGGCAGCUUCCUAACACACCGCAGUCUCUCUGGCUGUCCCAGAGCUUCCUUUGCCAGAAAGAAAGCCAAGAUCCCUGGAGAUGAAUACCUGAGCACCAAGUUCAGGGCCAGCGACGUUCUGAAUAAUGACGAGGACAUCAAGCAACUCAACAAGGAGAUCUAUGAGCUCAACGAGACCAACAACGAGAUGGAGACAGACAUGGUGAACCUGCAGACACAGAUCUCAUCCAUGGAGAAGAACCUGAAGAACAUUGAGGAGGAGAACAAGCUGAUAGAGGAGCAGAAGGAAGCUCUCUUCAUGGAGCUAUCUGGCCUCAGCCACGCCCUGAUCCGCAGCUUGGCCAACAUACGCCUCCCACACAUGCAGGAGCCAAUCACUGAGCAGAAUUUCGACAGCUACGUGAGCACCCUGACUGACAUGUACACCAACAAGGAGUGCUACCAGAACCCGGAGAACAAGGCUCUGCUGGAGAACAUCAACAAGGCCGUGAAGAGCAUCAAGGUGUGAAAACCUCCACAAUGAAGAAGAGUGAAAACAUGAAAAAGGAAAGAGAUGGCGUCAAGAGACUGGAGUAUAUAUUAAAAGAGAAUACAAAUACAAAAAGGGGCAUUCAGGUUUUAUAAACAGCAACUUAAAUUAAACCCAGGGAGCAUUCUGUAAAGAAGAAAACGUAACUAGGACCAAAAUCCAAACAUGCUGCUGCUGGGAUUAGAAUGAGGAAGUGGAACGGAACCAAAUCCUUCAGUUUGACUUGAUGAACUAAAUAUAUAUCUGGGGUUUUGUUUCUUUGUUUUAUGUCACCUUCGUCAUUUUCAUGUCUGUGCUGUUUUGGAGGUAUCUCUGUUUUGGAGGUAUCUCUGUUUUGGAGGUAUCUCUGUUUUGGAGGUAUUUCUGUUUUGGAGGUAUUUCUGUUUUGGAGGUAUUUCCUUUUUGGAGGUAUCUCUGUUUUGGAGGUAUUUCUGUUUUGGAGGUAUUUCCUUUUUGGAGGUAUCUCUGUUUUGGAGGUAUCUCUGUUUUGGAGGUAUCUCUGUUUUGGAGGUAUCUCUGUUUUGGAGGUAUCUCUUUGACUGUCCCAAUUCAGACUGUAAUUCAAGCUUUAGUUCAGCAACAAUUUGGAGAAGAAAGAAAGAAAGAAAGAAAGAAAGAAAGAAAGAAAGAAAGAAAGAAAGAAAGAAAGAAAGAAAGAAAGAAAGAAAGAAAGAAAGAAAGAAAGAAAGAAAGAAAGAAAGAAAGAUGGAUGGAAGUAGUGGUGUGAUGUCAGAUAAAACAGAGGGUAUGAACCGCCUACAUGAGGUGAAGAAAACCCAUGGGCAGUAAAUAACAAAAGAAAGCUGGAAAACUGUCCACAUUGUGUCCCAGGGAAGAACACAAAGACUUCAGAAAUGUUGUUCUGGGGCAGGAUAAGUGUGUGAGUGGGGAGUGCGUGAUGCUGAGCAUUGCAGCAGUCCUAUCGAGGAGAAGUGAAUGGAGAGUCCCUGAACUCUGGGGUCUUCUUGAGCAAUGGUUCAUGUGCUUGGUGUUGUUACUGCAGCAAGAUGUCAACAUGGAUCCGUGUCUUGUCUCAAUUCAGAGGAAAACAGCUCUUCAAACGAAGAUGAAGUCACAAAUCACUGGUUUCUUUUUCUCUUCUGAAAAUCAACAGUACAGCCUGUUAUAUAUUUUUGAUGGAACAACUGGUGUCAAGAUCUGAGAGCAGCAGAUGCAGCCUUUUUUCUUUGAACUGAAUUAUGAUAGUAAUAGUGUGCACACUUUUCAAUUCCUGUUAGUCAUAUCUAUAGUUUGUGGUACAAUAAAUUAUUUAAAUUUG